Chenopodium quinoa (quinoa) is the source of this 781-nucleotide messenger RNA. RefSeq lists its product as uncharacterized. Gene Ontology annotation, cellular component: ribosome. Gene Ontology annotation, biological process: translation. The transcript is spliced from 2 exons. Gene Ontology annotation, molecular function: structural constituent of ribosome. The record is from RefSeq and is a predicted model, not a curated record. Bases 145 to 465 code for a protein of 106 amino acids. NCBI's taxonomy places the organism in Eukaryota, Viridiplantae, Streptophyta, Magnoliopsida, Caryophyllales, Amaranthaceae.
GGGUAAAAAAGAGUCCAAAAGACCAUCUCCAUUGGGCUGGGCUCUUGUUCAUCCAUCACUUCAAAAUUUCUAGCCAAACCAACUCAUUUACAUUCUAACUUCACCAUCACCGGCGACGAAAACCCCUAAUCAAAACCCCAGAAAAUGAACUCAGCAAUGAGUCACCUGACGAGUCUGCUGAAGCGCCCGAGUUCAGCAAUCAACUCAGCGAGCUCAUCCCUCCAACAAUGGCGGGGGAUCCGAGUUAGGGUUCAAAACGGUAACCUGGAGCAAGCCCUUUCUUUCAUGCAGAGAAAAAUGACUUCAAGUGGGAUCGAAAGGAUGAUUAAGAAAGAACAAACUCAUCACAUCAAGAAUUCUGAGAAGCGCGUUUUAGCCCGCAAAGCUCUUCAUCGUCGACUCCAAUCCCAGGACCUUGCUCGUAAGCUCAAAUCCAUCCUCAUCAAGAAAGUCAGGGGUCUAUGAGUAUUCUGGAAGGAGAAGCUGGAAGCUGCAUUCAGGCCUUGUACGUUGCUGUUGGUUUAAACUCAUGUAAUUGACUUUCUUCAAUUAGUGAACAAGUUGUCAAACUAGUUAUAGUCUUUGCAAAUCACCAAUUCAGUUUUUCUUGACUUUCACUGUUUGUUUAUCAACCGACACAAUAUAUUCUUUUGCAAAUUUUUGCAUCGCUAUUGAUCCUAGCCAAGUAUAGCGCGAUAAUUCAAAUAUUCAUGUAUUGUCUCCAUGUAACAAACAAAAGUUGGAGUUAAUAAAUAUCUUGCACGUAUUUGUAAGGUUCUCA